Ilex paraguariensis (yerba mate) is the source of this 369-nucleotide messenger RNA. The record is from the annotation of a GenBank genome assembly. Lineage: Eukaryota; Viridiplantae; Streptophyta; Magnoliopsida; Aquifoliales; Aquifoliaceae.
AUGAUAGCUUUGAUAGUAAUGGCUGGAUCUCCUACUACCUCUUCCAUGGAGUAUAAUAGAGCAAAUGAUGAACGCAAACCAAGGAACUCAAAACCACAACACAAGCACCCUUUACUAGUUGUGGAGUUUUCGCCCUUCGCUUUCAGCUUUGAAGUGAAGGGGUACCGCCUUUUUAUUCCCACCAAAGGAGAGGUUUUGCUUUCUUACUCGAGAAUAUUUUACAAGGGAAAGCCUCGAAAGGCAUAUGAAUGCGCCUCUCGUAGGCAAAGUACUGACUCAGUCCGCUGCUACUACGCGAGAGUAUCCAUGGGUCGGCCCCUAAGGCAUUAUUCGCCUUGGGAAUGGUUUGGCCAUCAAGCUACUUUGUGA